CUAAACUAGUUUCAAAAUAAUUUUACUAUUUAGUUCUUUAACAAAUGCAUCAGCAUUACCGUGGCCUAGAAGUAUAAUAUAUGAAGUCAAUACUAAUAUCUGAUUGGUUUAUGGUUGGAUAGGAGACAGUGACAUUUCUUCAACCGUAGCCAAAUACCAGAAUAUUGUACUACUAAUUGGCAUUAAGUAUUAAUUACUCACCAACUUGAAAUGAAACUUCCCCUUUUAACAUGGGGGUCACCUUUGUAUUUUUUCAUUUCCAUUCAUGUUCUCUUGGUUGGAGACCUCCUCCCUCUUGUUUAUUUCUUCCACUUCUACCAGCUGAGUGGGGGAGACAUUGAAGGAAGGCAGGUGGGGAAGUAACGUGUAAUGGCCUCUGAGAGAGACUAUUUUCACCUCUCUGGACCCUUACAUCUAACUUAUGUCAAUUGGGAUCAUGCAUAUCAUCGAAAGUCAGUAGCUGCUAGCUUGGUUCAAGGAGUCUAUGUUCUAGAAAAAGACCGACAAGAACAACGGAAAGGUCCCGAUUCUAUAGCAUUUCCUUGGUGGGCAUUCUUUCACUUUCAGCUGCUUCAUACACUAGUUGAUGAUGUUGAUAACUCCAUAUUUGGUGCAAUUUAUGAAUUCAAGCCUCCACCGUAUAUGUGCAAUAACACCUUACAUAGAAGUCCAUGUUAUGUAAUUGCAUUUCGAGGGACUAUAACCAAAGCAGACUCAGUUUCACGUGAUAUUGAGUUGGAUCUCCAAUUUCUCAAAAAUGGACUUCAUCGAACUUCACGCUCAGAGAUAGCUAUCGGAGCUGUGAGAAACCUGGUGGCUAGUGUUAGUGGUAAUGGUUCGAAUAUAUGGUUGGCUGGUCACUCUCUAGGAUCUGGCAUGGCAUUGCUUGCCGGGAAAACAUUGGCUAAAAAUGGCACAUUCAUCGAGUCUUUUCUUUUUAACCCUCCAUUUGCAUCUGCUCCAAUUGAGAGAAUUAGAAGUAAGAAAGUGAAACAUAGACUUCGAAUUGCUAGCAGCGUCAUUACAGCUGGACUCGCCAUUGCUAUGAAUUCGGACAAGAAAAGUUCUUCCUUUGAUUCGUUUGAUGCGUUGUCAGCUUGGAUUCCAUGCUUAUUUGUGAAUCCAUCUGACUAUAUAUGUUCGGAGUAUGUCGGAUACUUUGAACAUAGAAGAAAAAUGGAGGAGAUUGGUGCUGGAAGCAUUGAGAAGCUAGCAACACAAAACUCACUUGGUUCUCUAAUGAUGAAUAUGUUUGGUAAGGAAUCUGAACCUCUGCAUCUCAUUCCUUCAGCUACUCUGACUGUGAAUUUUACUCCUCCAAAGUGUUUCAGAGAAGCUCAUGGGAUUCACCAGUGGUGGAAACCAGAUUUACAGCUGGAAUCUAAGCUCCACAAAUACUUGUAGUUCUUCUAGUUAUUGUAAAACGAGCAGCAAAUGCUAUUAAAGUUGUAAUUUUAAGAACAUUUCUUUAACAAAUGUACCUUUUAAGAGUGAUGAGAUGGAGAUGAUAGGUAUGCUGGAUUGAAUAUACGGGUUGGUGGUUUAAAAGAGAAUCAGAGUCAUGAGGUUACUUUUCCUAAUUUUGUUUUAACUAUGUUAUUGGUGCGAAAUUUCAACCUUGUCUAUGGUUAAUCUACACUGAAAAAUUUAUCUAGCCAACUUUAGUUUGGUCUUCCAUUUGAA
This is a messenger RNA of Medicago truncatula (barrel medic), 1683 nucleotides long. RefSeq names its product GDSL esterase/lipase At4g10955. Bases 370 to 1404 code for a protein of 344 amino acids. The transcript is spliced from 3 exons. Lineage: Eukaryota; Viridiplantae; Streptophyta; Magnoliopsida; Fabales; Fabaceae. Gene Ontology annotation, biological process: lipid metabolic process. The record is from RefSeq and is a predicted model, not a curated record.